Molecule: messenger RNA, 5102 nt
Organism: Venturia canescens
Lineage: Eukaryota; Metazoa; Arthropoda; Insecta; Hymenoptera; Ichneumonidae
Gene: MnM
Product: myomesin and myosin binding protein
Exons: 8
Coding region: 447-4874 (1475 amino acids)
Molecular function (GO): protein binding
Source: RefSeq, a predicted model, not a curated record
UGCCCCGAGGCUCGCGCUAUAUCGAGAUCCCUCCCGCGAGUCUCUUGGCUCGUCUUGGCGUAGCAGCGUUGCAUCUUCCUCGGCGACCUCGGGGAAGAACAAAACGAUAAACGAGUGUUCGGAUUACUUUUUCUCCCCUUUGCUCGCUCGCUCACUCUCUCUCGUAUUCGAAGCUUGCGCUCGUUUUUCUCUGGCUCUUCCUCGCGCAUCGUUUCCAUCGUUUUUCGAUCCCGUGUAAGGAAGCAUGCACGAAUUCGAGUGCGUUCACGUCCGUCAAUCCGGAUGUCGAGAGCUUUUUUACCUCGGUGACGAGUGCCGCGUAGCUGGGAUGGUGCAAUAAGAGGAUGGAAAAGCCAACGACUUCCGGGCUGCUGCUGCUGCUGCUGUGAGGAGCACGAAUACGCGGAAGAGGAAAUAAAAGUGAGGCCGAAGACGAGCCAAGAGCCAUGGGCAAUUCACCGGGCAAAAACUACCUCCCGAGGCACUCCGGGACCGGAAGUAGCUCCAGAAGGGUGCACUGGGGCAGUGCAGCUCUUCCAGCGGCACCUGGAAAGCCGAUAUUGAUUCCUGCCUCGACGGAAGACACGCAGCCGGAUGUGGUCGGUAUACGUUGGGAAAGAUCGCCGAGCAACGGUGGAUCGGCGAUCGUUGGUUAUCAAGUUGAGCACCGUCGCCUGGGAUCGCCUUAUUGGGUGAGAUCUUCGCCCUCGCUUUGCACCUUUCCGGAGUUGACUCUGAGCGGCCUGGAGCCUGGUUGGCGGUAUCAGUUUCGGGUGAGGGCGAGAAACGGACUCGGAUUGUCGGAGCCGAGUGAAUUGUCGGAUCCGCUGACGGUCACACUCCAGAGAUCCGUUGCCUCGGCCCCGCGGUUUGAUCUGGAGCUCAACGAUACCGUCGCACUGGAAAACGAUCAGGCGGAAUUCACGAUCCAUUUUUCUGGGACUCCGUUGCCCAAGAUCUCGUGGUUCAAAGACGGUUUCGAGAUAUUCAGCAGCCGGAGAACGAGGAUUAUAACUGAGAAUGGAAAAAGCCAGCUGCUCAUUCACCAAACAGCUUUGAACGACGAGGGAGAAAUCAAAUGCACUGCUACAAACCGAGCUGGCCACGUCAGCACCAAGGCUAAACUCGUGCUCGAAGCACCCCCAAAAAUUCGUCUGCCACGUCAGUACGAAGACGGUUUGCUGUUCGAGCAAGACGAAACGAUUAGAUUAAAAGUAUCCGUCGCCGGACGUCCCCUGCCAAUAGUCACGUGGUACCACGACAAUGAGAUCGUCGCAGCCGACGCCGAACACAUUUUAGAGACAUCAGAAAGUGGAGAAAGCGCGUUAAAAAUAACAGCGGCCAAACGCAAAGACAGAGGCGAAUAUACGGUCAGAGCAACAAACAAAUUAGGCGAAGACGUUGCCUCCUUUCUUGUCACGGUCACCGAUCGCCCCUCAGCUCCCGGCAGAGCUACCAUCGCUAUGACUCUUGGAAGAUCCGUCACUCUCACCUGGAACGAGCCUGAGGACGAUGGGGGAUGCAAAAUUGGUACUUACAUCGUCGAAUAUUACAGGAUCGGCUGGGAUAUGUGGCUGAAGGCAGCUACGUGCAGGCAACCGACGACAACUCUGAGCGAAUUGAUCGAAGGUUCGGAGUACAGAUUUCGAGUGAAAGCCGAGAAUCCUUACGGCGUUAGUGACCCAAGCGACGAGAGUGACGUUGUUUUCAUACCUGAUCCAAAAAGAGGUAUAAACUCACCGCCCAGACGACCGGACAAGACCCAGAGUCAGCACGAAAUUCGCCGAGGCAGAGGCGCCGAAAGGCGAGAUGAAAAUUUCAACGAGCCAACCAAAAGGACGAGAAGCUUAACGCGCGGAGAGACAAUACGCGGCGAACCAGGGGACGGUUUUGAGGGUGGUCCGCCCACGCGAUCCGCGUCGGCGCACCGCCUUCCCGGCGGGCCUAUCCCACCUGCUCGACCCUCCAGGGCCGACAGCAGGGUCACUUUUGCCGACACCGUUUUUCUACACGUCGAAAAACCCCUCGAAGAUUCGUCCACGCCCAUUCGACCAAAAACCAAGAGGGAUAAGAAUCCUAACCUUGGGGAUGAUGCCGCAUUGAAUGCAGCGAAAAUAGAUAAAGCACAAAUGGAAGCUGAGAAGAGGGAGAACUCCCCAAAAAUCGCAACACAGCCGUCGUUCGACGAUUCCGGAGGUCGGAAUAGCGUGCCCAGGGAGAGUAGCGUGGCCGCGACCUUGAGAGGAAGAUCCAUGUCACCUCUAUCGUCGUCGAAGCUUCAGGACUUGGCAGCAAACUCGAAGACGAACGAAACGCCGGCGAAAGCAGCUUCCCACUUUUUCGAUUCGACAUCGCCAAGAGAAUCUUUAGAUUUGGAGGACGAUGGGGAACGAUCGUUGCGUGGAAGCUCGGAAUUUAUGCUCGUGCUAUAUCCGGACGAAAAUCCAAGUUGCCAGGAUGGGAAAGGCCACGUCCGGAGCGACUUGGAGCUUCUUGAGAGGAGCCGGCUGCGUCCGACGCUUUCCGAAGGUGACGCCGAGGGCGAGGAUGAUGAAGAAGAAGAUUUGGUGGCCCCGCCGAUGUCGCUUUCCCUGCCCGAACUCUUCAGCGCGAACCACCAGGUCGUCGAGGUGUUACGCGAGGCGGUCAGUUCGACGGAGUUGCUCCACGAGAGAGCGAUGGAAAGGUUCUAUCGAGCUGUGGCACUGGAGGAAGCUGAGUUGGCGAAGAAGAAGGAGGGCUCGGAGGAAAAGCGUCGAGGAACAUCGCCGUUGGAGUCCGAAGCGCCGAGUCUUUCGCCGAGUUCAAUGAGACUGAGAAGCACGAGAUUGCGAAGAAGACCGUCGAGUUCGGGUUCACCCGUCCAGGGUGGAAGUGGCGCGAAGGUUCCUUGGAAUCGUCGAAGGUCGAGCGAAGGUCAAACGACGAUGACGAAGACGAGCUCCGGUCUGCCGGCAACGCUCCUGUUGCCGACGCCAGAAUUGGUCGCCUCGGAUCCGAAUUUGUCGAAGCUCGAGACGGAGCUCGACGGGGCAGAGUUUCAAGGAGGAAGGACGCAGACGCGUGACUUCGACAGCCCCCUAGGAAAUCUGUCAGGACCCGAGCACUCGAGUCUCCACCACUGGGACGAAAAAAGCAUGCCGUUGAUGCCGAGCGAAGCGGAGGAGCCAGUGAAGCCCGCGAACGAAGGUCCAGCGGAGCGUCAGAAAAACGAGCCGCUCUUCGAAACGUCGAAUCUCGUCAGGGUCAACCGUGCCGAGCAGCUGUACGAGGUCGAGAGCGAAGAGGAGCUCGAAGACGAGGAAGAAGGAAGCGAAAGCGAGGAGGACUUGAAGCUACUGAAAUCCCGGAUCCUCGCACAGCCAGUGGUCGACGAAGAGGACACUUAUCACCCCCGAGGAAGACCGACUCCCCACGUCGCCAGCCCCGAACCAGCCUCGACUCAGGCGGCCGAGCACCGGGGCCCGAUGACCCCGAACAACGUGAACCAGCAGCCGAAAUCGAUAUUGAAAAAGCGCACGGAGGAGGAUCCGAUUCCGGUAAAUCGUUUCGGCAGACCGAUACCCCCGGAAAUGCCUCUGCCUGAUAAACAACCGAGAAGAAGCGACGACGAGCUCGAGGAGCCCGGCAACGGUGUGACCAUGAGAAAAAAGUCGCUCACCGGCGUGCCGGAAGCCAUGAAGAACCCAAUGCUCUCCGACCUGGACAAGGACAACGCGACUCUCCUGUCUACCGCGGAAGCUGCUCGUAGUCGCAGAAGAAUGUCGUCCCAAGCCCCGGCUCUGCCGAGGAAAACUUCCUACGAAGAGGAGGAAGAUCUUCAAGCGAGGAUGGCCGUGAUCGAUCACUACACAGAAAUCGUCAGGGAAUAUUCGCUGGCGCAUUCGGUCCACCCGCCGCCGGUCCACCAACGCAGCAGCAACGCUUCGACCCCGAGCUUGGAGCAGCCUCGCAAGCUGCCCUCUUUCGAUUCGUUCGACCGGAGCGAAUCGGACCGCGCGAGUUCCGUGUCCCCGAUGCCGAUGUUGCGUCGCGACGUUUCCGUCGAGAAGCAAGCUCCGGCAUCGAAGAAGGAGCAUCUUCCGAGCUCGCGAAAAAAUAGCGGCGGCUCGAGAGCAACGACCCCGGCGAAGGAAACGAAGAGCACGAAGGAGCCUCGAGCCAGCAGAAGGAGUUCGAGAACCGAGUCCCCGGGUAGGAGAUCGAGGAACGUCUCGACCGAGAGACCGAACGCGGGCUCAAGGUCGUCCUCGAAAACGAGGAACCGCGAGGUCUCCCAAGACCGGAGUUCCUCGGGGACGACGGGCGGGAUGAGAAACCGGGAAAAAUCGAAAGACCGGAGCGCCCCGGGCUCGAGAUCGUCCUCGAAGACUCGAAACCGCGAUGCUUCCCGGGAGAGGCCACCCUCGAGGUUGAAAAAGGAGCGAAGCGUCUCGCAAAGCCGAACGCCAUCUCGAGCCAGCUCGAAAGAGCGCCACAGAAACGUUGACCAGAGUCCAAGCGAUUCCGAAGCGUCCUCACGAAUGUCUACAAAAAAGAAAGGCGAUACCACGCGAUUGGAACGCUCCGGUCGACCUGCUUCCAGAACGCGACGACCCUCGAUCGCCACCAAAGAAACUCAAAACGGCACCGAGAUCGUUGACAGUCAAAUCGACGAACGCCUCGUCGCCGACGUCACGAAAAAAGUCCGAUCAACCAUGAGCUACGCGACCGACCUGACGCUCCUGGUCGCUGCCAUUUACGUUUACCUCUUCAAGAAGGAAAUCCUCGCCGUUCCUCUCAUCGGGCUCCUGCUCUAUCGACGCAUCCAGGAAGACGUUCACUCCUGGAUCCCCGAGCGUUGGAGGUCGACGCCCAAAAACCCCAAACGCUGAACCCCUCCGCAGAAUCCCGUGUUUCAUCACCUCGCUUCAUCGUAAUCAUCCCGACCAAAGAGUUUUAUCACGCGAGAGCCAAAGACCUCGGAGAGUCGCGGAGUCUCCACGCUUCUGUAUCGACCUCGUUGCGCUGCUGUCACCUGCAUCAAUUAAUAUAUUUAUUAUGUUGUAAUCUAUCGAUGUGUAUUGUACAUAAUUGUCGUAAUAUAUCGUCAGCUUCUGAUA